This is a messenger RNA of Entrophospora candida, 1239 nucleotides long. NCBI's taxonomy places the organism in Eukaryota, Fungi, Glomeromycota, Glomeromycetes, Entrophosporales, Entrophosporaceae. The record is from the annotation of a GenBank genome assembly.
AUGGUAGAUUAUAUUUUCACGGCUUCAACAUUUGUUUCCGUUAUAUUAAUCUUGAUUCCUCUAGGAUUUCAUAUUCAGUUAAGAAAUUCAGGAGCAAUAUUGAUGACAGUGUGGAUAUCGAUAACAAAUUUUAUUUUGUUUGUGAACUCGAUUCUUUGGGCAGACGAUCUAGAAGAUAAAGCUCCUGCCUGGUGUUAUAUAACGCCGCCCAUUUAUGUAGCAGCCCAUUUGGGAUUAAUGGCUUCUAUUACCUGCAUGAUUUAUAAUUUAUAUAGCUAUGUGGAAUAUCCAACUAUCAUCACCGAGGUGUACAAAAGAAGGCAAAUAUACACUGAAUUAUUCAUAUCGAUAGUAAUGCCAGUUGUUCUUACUGCGUUAGGAUAUUUAGUAUUUAAAAACAAAUAUAGUAUAAGACCAAUAUUAGGCUGUUUCUUACAAGCUCAUAGUAGUUGGCUUUACAUUGUAUUACUUGGUAUUUGGCCUGUUAUAAUCUCUGGAAUUGGAUGUUAUUUGGCUGCAAGGACAUCUUACACUAUUUUAAAAAAGAGAUUAGAAAUUCAAGCGUUAUUAACAUAUUGUGAAUCAGGAUUAAAUGCAUCAAGAUUUUACCGAUUAGUGCUAUUUUGCAUUACAUUUUUAAUCCUAGCAUUCCCAGCAACAUUGCUUACAGCGUUAGGUAAUUUGAAUAAUGGUCUGCUUCCGUACGAUUUCUAUGAAGUACAUAAAAAUUGGAAUACAAUUACACGUUUUACUGCUGAAACAGGCGGCCUUUCAGUUUUGGAUUAUGCAAAACCUUUAACUGGAUUAUUUGUGUUUUUGUUCUUUGGGACCGGUCAAGAUGCUAUGAACAGUUAUCGUAAAUUUGGACUUUCAAUAAAAUUAGACAAAAUAUUCCCAUGUUGUUUCCGGGAAAGAACUAUAUCACCGACGGAUACUGCUUCGCCAAAUUCCAAAACUUAUAAUGAUGGACAUCGUACACCAUCAGAACAAGCAAAUUUUGAUUUAACAAUUAAUUCAUCAUAUAAUAAUACAAUAGUGGCAUCUACCCCAACAUCUUUUAGAUCACAUUUUUAUGAACGUAAUGAUGAUAAUCUAAAUCAUAUAGAUGAUUUAUUGGCAGUUUAUCCACCUGACAUAACAAUUUCAAGAAGUCAUAAUAGUAAUAUUGGUGAGGAAGAUUAUAAUAAUAACAAUGCAAAUUAUCAUAGAGAAUCCGGAACCGAUAAUCUACCGUAUUAA